Messenger RNA from Saccostrea cuccullata (small rock oyster), 870 nucleotides. Its product is annotated as multiple epidermal growth factor-like domains protein 10. The coding region runs from base 1 to 870 and encodes 289 amino acids. The record is from RefSeq and is a predicted model, not a curated record. Gene Ontology annotation, molecular function: scavenger receptor activity. Gene Ontology annotation, cellular component: membrane. The transcript is spliced from 6 exons. Lineage: Eukaryota; Metazoa; Mollusca; Bivalvia; Ostreida; Ostreidae.
AUGGAGGUUAAUCAAUAUGUGCACAAUUAUUUCUUCACAGUGGGUGUGGAUGCAUCCCCAAUAAGCUCCACUACUUCUGGUGUACUGCCAGAUAAUGACGGUGCAGGACAUGUAUUUCUGGUAGAUAAUGGAACAAUUUGUGGGGAAAAUUUUGGGACAGGAGAUGCAAUGGUUAUCUGUCUGAUAUGGGGAUUUAUUCCAGAUUAUCCAUCAUACAGAAAAGUGAAUAUGUCUUCUAGGAUUCUUCUAAAUGAUCCUGAAUGUAAAGGGGACGAAGUCAGCAUCAAUGAAUGUCCGAUGGGAGGACGAAAUUGUUCUUCUGGUGAAUCAGUGUCAGUAAAAUGUAAUGAAGGAAAUACCUUUGCUGGUUUCUCAGUUUAUGUAUCUGACACGGAAGACUUUAAAUCGGGCCAUGCUUGUCACUAUCAUGCAGUAGAGGAAAUACCAAGCAAUACAAUAUCUUUUCCUUGCAUCACUUCGGGUCGUUACGUCACUAUUUUCAACUCAAGGAAUGCGACACAACUUCCAUCCCUGUCAGAGUGGGCAUAUAUCAAUAUUUGCGAAUUAAAUGUUGCAGGUUGUGAUUUUGGCUUUUACGGAGGGGAGUGUUCUAGAUGUCCUGGUAACUGUCUAGACGAUAAUUGUCAUGUCCAGACAGGUCUGUGUUCUGGCUGUAAGGAUGGGUUCACAGGACCAACUUGCACUACAGAAUGUUCAGCUGGACUGUAUGGACCGAAUUGCUCUCUGACUUGUGCACAAUGUCGUGACGGAGAAUCAUGCAACAAUAUAAACGGGGCUUGUCCUAAUGGGUGUUCCGCCGGCUGGAUGGGAGAACAAUGUAAUCUAAGUAAGUCUAGAUUCCAAGUUUAA